GCGAAAUGACGCCCAGUGCGGAAGUGAAGGCGAACUGAUCAGUCGCUCAGCGUGUCUCCGUCACUCUCAUCGAAACCAAUCUCACAUAGCUCCAUCAUGCUUGGUGGAGGAUUUAAAUCAGAGAGACUUCGUGUCAAUCUCAGGCUCGUCAUAAACCGCCUCAAACUUCUCGAGAAGAAAAAAACUGAAUUAGCCCAGAAGGCUCGUAAGGAAAUCUCAGACUACCUGUCGGCGGGCAAAGAUGAGCGUGCGAGGAUCAGAGUCGAGCACAUCAUCAGAGAAGAUUAUUUGGUGGAGGCCAUGGAGAUCCUGGAGUUAUACUGUGAUCUGCUGCUCACCCGCUUUGGCUUAAUACAGUCCAUGAAAGAACUCGACCCUGGUCUACAGGAAGCAGUGUCCACACUCAUCUGGGCUGCACCCCGUCUGCAAUCAGAAAUCGCAGAGUUGAAGAUUGUUUCAGACCAGCUGUGUGCCAAAUACAGCAAAGAGUACGGAAAGCUUUGCAGGACAAACCAGAUCGGAUCAGUCAAUGAUAGGCUUAUACACAAACUGAGCGUGGAGGCUCCUCCAAAGAUUUUGGUGGAGCGUUACCUCAUUGAGAUUGCCAAAAACUACAACGUCCCCUACGAACCUGACGCCAUGGUUCGGCCAGAGGUGUGUACGGGUGAAGAAGUCGAUCUGAUCAAUGUGGACAGUGACUUUAAGAAGCCUGGAGCUGGUGGAGGUGGUGGAGGAGGGUUCACUGCCCCAGCUGUAGGCAUGCCUAUGCCUAUGCCCAUGCCAAUGCCGAUGCCCAUGCCCACAGCAUUUAACUACCCACCACCCAAAGGAGCUGAGCCUUUUAAUGGUCCAGUUGGCAACUAUGAUGGCUUUAACAACUUCCAGCCCCCAGUAAGAGGAGGGCAGCCCCCACAGCUCCCCAGCUGCCCCCCCACCUAUGAAUCUAUCAACGAGUUAUCAAUCAAACCCUCUGAUCCUUCCCAGGUGAUCCCAGGCCCAGCCCCGUCUGCUCGGAUCUACGACAACACGACCCUUCCUGAGCUUCCGUCUGUUCCUGACACACUUCCUGCAUCCUCGUUUGGAGGGAACGCCAACGCAUCAGACGACAUCGACUUUGACGACCUGUCAAGACGCUUUGAAGAACUCAAAAAGAAGACCUAAUUAUCAAGAGAACAUCUGAGAGUCAAGACAUCUUUAUAACCCUUAGCUGCCUGUCCGUAUUCACAUACACACUGCUCUCUGUACUUUUGGUGGAGGUGUAUUAUAAUAUUUGUUACUUAUCAGAAUGAAGGAUCUGAUGCAGUAUAGACAGACGCUUGUGAAUGGCAGUGGCAGAAAAUUCUACAAAUUCACUUAGACUUUUACCUACAGUAACACGGACUGUUGGUACAACGCCUACCCUUUUUAUGAGCAUUUUGCAUAUAGGGCCUAGCUGUCAACUACAACUGGUUAGUCAUCUUUAAUGUAUUCUAACUCCAGUGGCAUAUAUGACCACCUCUAAAUGAUUAUAUAUAGUGUAUAUAUCACUCCUAUCUGUUAGCUUCCACCCACUUUUAGGAAACGAUGAUCUCAAUUGUAACUUACUUGUUUCCAGUAAAUCUCAAAUCUCUAUUCAUCUCAGUCAGAGUCAUUUAGGAAGAAGCAGGUAUAACCUGUUGGCUUUAUUUACACCCAGAGUCAUCCAAUGAAUGACUUUCUGUAUGUCACUGGAUGAUGUAAUGGACUGUCUGUGGAUCGAAAUGGCACGGUGGUUUUGUUUUAUACAGACAAGGCUAAAAUCUGUGGAAAUGAGUGAUGUUUUGGGCAAUACAGGGAAUAGUGGUGGGAUUCUCAACACCAAAGUUUGCUUUUCUCUAGUGGUCAGAUCAUAGAAUUAAAGAAACGAUUGUUUUAUUUUGGCCUCCCUCAGAUUGGGCUUGCUGUCUUUGUGUACUAAAGUCAAGCAUUUCAUUUCAUUGUUUUGUGCUCUUUUAGUUAAAGGGAUAGUUCCUGAUGUCGGUCCAAACUUGUAUGACUUUCUUUCUUCUGUGGAACACAAAAGAUGUUUUGAAGAAUGUUUCAACUAGAGGUCGACCGAUAGUGGAUUUUGCCGAUACCGAUAACUAAGCUGGUGGGAAAGGCCGAUAACCGAUUAAUCGGCCGAUAGUUUUUAAAAUAGAUUUUUAGAAUGUCAAAAUAUUUCUUGUUCUUUCCUUACACUGGCUUUGUUUCCAUCCAAGUUGCAAAUUUAAUUUAUGCGAAAAACCAUAUCUAUAAGAUAUUUUUCAAAAGUGUCAAUAAACCUGUUCCGUACAGUUCAAGUUUGUUUUCGAUUUAUUUGCACUGCAAACUCUUUGUAGGCUUUGGAUUUUCUAUAUAUAUAUUUCAGGAUGAUUAGAGCAACAUUUCAGAUGCGAUGAUUGGUCCGCUGGUUAGUCCAGAUAUUAACAAGUUAUUUAGUCACAUGAACUUUUUUAUGCGUAUCUUUUAUUCCUAACAAAUUCAAUAGGAGUUUAGUCGGUAAAUGUGUUUCCAUCAUAGUUUAUGCACAUUUCUUCUUAUAGAAUAAAAAAUGUCUCCAUCUCAAGCGAGAGUAUAAUUUUUUUUAUACGUAUUUAUUCGCAUCUUUGUGUUUUUCCAUCCAGCAGUUUUUAUGUGAUAUCCCAAAAUAAAAAAACAUUGAUGGAAACAUAGCUUAUGACAGGCACAGACAAUGAGUCCUAAAUGCAUAAAAUCCCAGAUGCAGUUUAUUGUUCAACCAAUAUUCAAGAUUUGGUGCAUAACACGGGAAUUUUAUGUAUAAACAGGCCCAAAACACUCUGGGGACUCUUAUUUGAAAUGCAAGAAUGGUGAAAAAACUAUUGGCAACUAUAUUGGCCAUAGAUUUUGCCGAUAAUGAUAGUUCCAAAAUGCAACUAUUGGCAUCGUUUAAUCGGUAAAACCAAUUUCAACUGUUUUUGUCCAUACAAUGAAAGUCAAAAGGGUCCAAAACAACACUGGACCCCAUUGACUUUCAUUGUAUGGACAAAAAAACAAACAAACACUGAGACAUUUUUCAAAAUAUCUUCUUUUGUGUUACACAGAAGAAAGAAAUGCAUACAGGUUUGGAGCGACAUGAGGGUGAGAAAAUGAUGGGAUACUUUUCAUUUUUGAGUAAACUAUCCCUUUAAGACCUUCCUAAUUUGACUCAAAAGGAAACGUUUUGUGAAUUUAGAAUCAGUCUACAGUUCAUAGUACUCUUGUAAUGUCUAUGUGUUCUCCAAAAUGGGUUUGCCUUAUUGCUGUCUCUAAAACAGUGGCCUUGCUGUUCCACACCUUUCUCUGGGACAGCUUUUAACAGCUUGCACAGUGAACACCACAUUUGCAUACGUCAUUUUAUAGGCCUAUGUUCAUUAGUCUCUUUGGUGAGAGUUUAAAAUAUUAUUACCUUUUUUUGUUUUCAUUAUGAGUCGAUUAUGCCUGAGUUUCAAUGUUAUGUUUGUUUUGAAAGCGUGAGAAGUGUUAGUUGGCUUUGUAUCUGUGCGGCAGCUCUGCUUUUGACUUUAUAACACUAAAUUGUGCAUUUCCUCAAUCUGAAUGUGAUUCUGGCAUAUUAGGUAUGUUUGUUACUGAUUUUAGCUUGCAUUGAAAACAUAUCGGAUACUU
Molecule: messenger RNA, 3624 nt
Organism: Myxocyprinus asiaticus (Chinese sucker)
Lineage: Eukaryota; Metazoa; Chordata; Actinopteri; Cypriniformes; Catostomidae
Product: IST1 homolog
Exons: 10
Coding region: 97-1161 (354 amino acids)
Biological process (GO): protein transport
Source: RefSeq, a predicted model, not a curated record